CGUUCCCUCCCCAAUCAUUUUGGAUUGCCCUGAUCGUCCUCGUGGAUUCAGCUGCGCAAUGGCGCUCUUCCGCUCGAUCCGAUGCUCCGCGCCUCGUUCGCUCGCAUGGACGCACACUCUCAAUCAUUUUCUACUGGGAGAUGAUUGGAGGCAUUAGAAGUGGAGCCCGGCCCAGCAAUCUCACGAAUUUUCCGCUAGAGGACAGGUACACGAUUGAAUUUGAGGCUUUGGGAGUUUCGAUCGCAGGCACUGAUGCUAAUGUCAACCACUAUCAGCCAUGCCCAAAGUCAGCAUUCUUGUCGCGAAUCGCUUUCUAUUCAUUAGCUUCCUCCCAGGCUUUUUAAGCAGAUCUCCUCCUUCGUUCUCUCCAGAUCUUUUCUAGUUUGUGCUCUCUCUCUCUCUGUCUUUCGAUCGUAGAAAAAAAUGCGUGAGAGCGUGGCUGAAGUGAUUCUUCCAGGAUUCCGGUUCCAUCCCACGGACGAGGAGCUCGUCGGGUUCUAUCUCCGGAGGAAAAUCCAGGACAAAGCUUUUCCUUUCCAAGUUAUAACUCCGCUCGACAUCUAUAACUAUGAUCCCUGGGAACUUCCAAAACUGUCCGUGUGCGGGGAGAACGCGUGGUACUUUUUUUGCCUGCGAGAUCACAAGUUUAGGAACAGCUUGAGACCAAACCGGAUCACCAAGAGUGGAUUUUGGAAGGCAACGGGGCCGGAUCGUCCAAUUUCUACCGUGGAAACUUCCAGCUGCGUCGGCUUGAAGAAAACUCUCGUCUUUUACAAAGGAAGAGCAACCAAGGCAACCAAGACCGAGUGGGUCAUGCACGAAUUUCGUCUUCCAACCAUCGGGAGUUCUGCACAGGGAAGCUGUGAGCAGGAAUCGUGGUCCGUGUGUAGGAUCUUUAGAAAACGCUGGUCCCCGAGGAAAAAUUCUGCCACGGGCUCUGUUGCUGCGAGCAAAAAUGGCGUCGAGGAGGAACCCAGCCUCGAGUACGUAAUGACGGCGUCGGAUACGUUGAGUGAUGGUGGUGGCGGCGAAGCACAGACGCUAAAUUUUUUCUCCUGACCGAUCGCCGAUCGACGAGGUGGGGGUUCUUCUUGAGAUCAUAAACCAACGACCACAAAGCUUUCGUCUUCCAGGAAGCUUUUUAGUUCUCUCUCGAUCGCGAUCCUACGCAAGUUAGCAAAAGUUUUAGCGAGAGAAACAAAGAGAGUUUGUCCAACCUGUGUUGAUCUCGCAAUUCCUUGUGACCGAUCGUCAACUUGUCUAUUGCUUCCUCAAGCCUGCAGGAAGAUCGAAGUAAGCAAUUGUAGUUAGUUGAUCUUGAUCUUA
This is a messenger RNA of Selaginella moellendorffii, 1326 nucleotides long. Its product is annotated as putative NAC domain-containing protein 94. The transcript has 3 exons. Lineage: Eukaryota; Viridiplantae; Streptophyta; Lycopodiopsida; Selaginellales; Selaginellaceae. Gene Ontology annotation, biological process: regulation of DNA-templated transcription. Gene Ontology annotation, molecular function: DNA binding. The record is from RefSeq and is a predicted model, not a curated record. Bases 424 to 1059 code for a protein of 211 amino acids.